Cucurbita moschata (crookneck pumpkin) is the source of this 2351-nucleotide messenger RNA. RefSeq names its product pentatricopeptide repeat-containing protein At5g66520-like. The record is from RefSeq and is a predicted model, not a curated record. Gene Ontology annotation, biological process: RNA modification. The transcript has 2 exons. The coding region runs from base 471 to 2327 and encodes 618 amino acids. Gene Ontology annotation, molecular function: RNA binding; protein binding; zinc ion binding. NCBI's taxonomy places the organism in Eukaryota, Viridiplantae, Streptophyta, Magnoliopsida, Cucurbitales, Cucurbitaceae.
UCUGCUUCUUCUUCUUCUUCUUCUUCUUCUUCGAUUCUAUCUUCCCACUCUCAUUAGGGUUCCUUCGGAUUUUCCCUCUCCAAGUAUUCCUCUAUUCCUCUACUUCGCAUUCUCCAUUUCGUUGCAAUCAACUUCCAGCGAAAUGGCCGACGAGUCCUCAGUCAGAGCAGUUCCAUGGUGAAAUUCGCGCCAAUUUUCGUGCGCUCUGCUCGACUCGAGAGAUUCAAGUGGCAUUUCGCUCCACUAAAGAGAGAAGUGGUCGACAAUCAUUUGGACUGGGUAAAGGUUGUCGCUGCUAAUUCAUUUAAAGACUCAAGAUCUUAGGAUCUUAGCAGGAAUGAUCGCCGUACCGAUGAAAGAAAGAUAGUGAUUCACUGCUCCACAUCACUCGGAUUACUAAAGUAUAUCUAGAUCAACGAGGUGUUAAACAAUUAGUUUAAAUCCUCAAGAGUUUAAGGGAAUUUGUGAAAAUGUCAUCGCUUCUUGCCCUUCAGCCCAGUGCAUCCCCGAUCAACUCCCCAAAAGUUCACACAUCACCUAUCCAUGGCCUUAAGUCAUGCUCAUCCAUGUCUGAGCUCAAGCAAUAUCACUCCCAGAUCAUCCGUCUUGGUCUUUCUACUGACAAUGAUGCCAUGGGUCGUCUUGUCAAAUUCUGUGCUGUAUCCAAGAAUGGAGACCUUGAUUAUGCACUUCUUUUGUUUAAGACAAUCCCCAACCCAGAUGCAUACAUCUACAAUACCUUAAUAAGAGGCUACUUACAACUCCAAUUCCCUAGAGCUUGCUUACUGUUGUAUUUGGAAAUGCUGCAUAAGUGUGUCCUUCCCAAUAAAUUUACAUUUCCUUCUCUAAUUCGUGCUUGCUGCAUCGAUAAUGCUAUCGAGGAAGGGAAGCAAAUUCAUGGACAUGUUCUUAAAUUUGGCUUCAGAACAGAUAGAUUUUCUCAGAACAAUUUGAUUCAUAUGUAUGCUAAUUUUCAAUCCUUGGAAGAAGCCAGAAGGGUCUUCGAUGGUAUUGAGCUACCCGAUGUUGUGUCAUGGACCACUCUGCUUACUGGGUAUGCUCAGUGUGGAUUUCUAGAUGAAGCCUUACAAGUUUUCGAGUCGAUGCCCGAGCGCAGCUCUGCUUCUUGGAAUGCCAUGAUUUCUUCUUUUGUCCAAAACAAUCGAUUUCAUGAAGCAUUUGCUUUGUUUAAUCGGAUGAGGUCGGAGAAGAUUGUGUUGGACAAAUACAUGGCUGCUAGCAUGUUAUCAGCUUGCACAGGAUUGGGAGCACUUGAACAAGGAAUGUGGAUACACAGAUACAUCAAGAAAAGUGAGAUCAAAUUAGACUCGAAACUUGCAACGACGCUCAUCGACAUGUAUUGUAAAUGCGGUUGCCUGGAUCGUGCUUUUGAAGUGUUCACUCAGUUGCCAGAAAAGGGCAUUUCUUCAUGGAAUUGCAUGAUUGGAGGGAUGGCUAUGCACGGGAAAGGAGAGGCAGCCAUUGAGCUUUUCAAAGACAUGGAGACCAAAAUGGUGACACCAGACAACAUAACUUUCCUUAAUGUUCUCAAUGCUUGUGCUCACUCCGGGUUAGUUGAAAAGGGACGCUACUAUUUCAAUCAUUUCACUCAAGUUUACGAUAUUAAACCCAGAACAGAACAUUAUGGAUGCAUGGUUGAUUUAUAUGGACGAGCCGGGAUGCUAGACGAAGCGAUGAACCUCAUACGUGAGAUGCCAAUGAGUCCCGACGCCGGAGUGUUAGGUGCCUUCGUUGGAGCAUGUAAAAUCCAUGGGAACGUAGACAUGGGGGAGGAAAUAGGCAAGAGAGUAAUAGAACUAGAUCCAAGCAAUAGCGGGCGCUACGUUCUACUCGGAAAUCUGUACGCCGAGGCCGGUAGAUGGGACGGUGUAGCAGAAGUACGAAAGCUAAUGAAUGAUAGAGAAGUGAAGAAGGCUGCUGGGUUUUCCAUGAUUGAAUUGGAGGGCGUGGUGCAUGAAUUCAUUGCAGGAGGAAGGGGUCACCCAGAAGCCAAUGAAAUAUAUGGCAAAGUUAAGGAGAUGGUAGAAUGUAUAAGAUGUGUAGGAUAUGUAACCGAGGAGGAGGAGGAGGUGGAGAAGGACAACCCUGUUUACUACCAUAGUGAGAAACUGGCAGUUGCUUAUGGAUUGCUCAAGACUCGAGCAGGGGAAACGCUUCGAAUCACUAAGAAUCUGCGGGUCUGUAAGGACUGUCACCAAGCUCUUAAGCUUGUUUCUAAGGUGUUUCAACGGAAGAUCAUUGUGAGAGAUAGAAAUCGUUUCCAUCAUUUUGCUGAUGGAGAGUGUUCUUGUAAUGAUUAUUGGUAAACCUAAUUUCAAGUUGCCUCUCCU